AUGUGUGGAAUAUUUGGAUACUGCAGCUACAGCAAGCCGGCAAAAAAAAAGGAAAUUCUUCAAAUGCUAACAGCAGGGCUCAAGAGGCUGGAGUACAGAGGAUACGACUCAGCCGGAGUGGCCAUUCAAGUAGACAAAGAGUAUUUAUCUUUUAAAAAACUAGGAAAAGUUCAGUCACUGGUGGACCAUAUAAACCAGGCAGGAAAAAGCAUCGAAGAAAAAAGCUCGCCCUCCAACGUGGGAAUAUCGCACACAAGAUGGGCAACCCACGGCGAGCCUUCUGAAACCAACUGCCACCCAAUUCCUUCGCAGGACAACGAGUUUUUCGUAGUGCACAACGGAAUAAUAAACAACUACAAAACCUUAAAAGAAAUUCUCCAGGGACACGGGCAAACCUUCAAAACAGAAACAGACACAGAAAGCAUCGCACAGCUUCUUCUAUUCAUCUACAAAAAGUGCAUGGCAAGAGGCAUCUCCAUGUCAUUUGGAGAGCUGGUGAAUGAAGCUGUGCACCAUCUAGACGGAGCAUUCGCAUUCCUGGUGGUAAGCAAGUACUUCCCCAACGAAGUUGUUGCAGCUCGUAGGGGGAGCCCUUUGCUCAUAGGUGUGCGCGGCUCAUCGAUAGUCCAGCAGGACUCUAUCGACGUGGUUCCCUGCAAAGAGCCAUCUAUCUCCAUAAAUACUCCUGUGGGCACGCCUAGGCCCAGCUCAAAUGCAGGAGAGCUGUCAAGAUCAGUGAGCAGGGUUUUUGUGCUGGAAAAUGGGAAUAGCAGCGACAGCACAAGCAACUCGCUCGAAGUGUUCUUUAGCUCUGACUCGGCUGCCAUUGUUGAGCACACAAAGACAAUUCUUACUUUGGAGAAUGGAGACAUAGCACAUGCCACAGCCAAGGGCCUGGAAAUAACCAAAAUAGCCCCAGGAGGCCAGUCAUUUAGGCCGCUAGAGGAAGUGACAGGAACUCUGUGCGAUAUAAUGAAGGGGAAUUACCCGCAUUUUAUGAUCAAAGAGAUACACGAACAGAAAGACUCAGUGGUAAAUACAAUGAGAGGGCGCGUGAACUUCGAAGAGUCAACUGUGAAGCUGGGGGGAAUGAGCGAGUGGAUCGACACCCUGCGGAAGGCUUCUCGUUUUAUUUUCAUAGCAUGCGGCACUAGCUCCUAUGCCUCUCUGCAGAUGCGAGGACUAUUUGAAGAGCUCACAGGAAUCCCUUCGUCCAUCGAGAUAGCAAGCGACUUUAACGAUCGCAUGCCUCCUAUUUCGAGGUCUGACUGCUGCAUAUUUGUUAGUCAGAGCGGAGAAACUGCUGACUCGCUCAUCUCUCUGCGGUACAUCAAGGAAAGAGGCGCGCUGAGUGUGGGAAUUACUAACGUGGUAGGAAGCACCAUUUCCAGAGAAACAGACUGCGGUAUCCACAUAAACGCAGGGCCAGAGAUAGGAGUGGCGAGCACCAAGGCAUACACCAGCCAGUCAGUGGCGCUGACUCUGUUGGCCCUGCAGAUAGGCCAGUGGAACACAGACACCCUGGAGAGAAGGAAAGAGAUCAUCAAGGAUCUGAAGAAUCUUUCAACAUCGAUCGAGUCUGUGCUGAAGGACGAGGAAGGACUCAAAAAAAUAGCUGAAGAGCUUUUAAAGCCAGAGCACAGCAUUCUUUUGCUGGGCCGUGGGUACCAAUUGGCUACGUGUCUGGAGGGCGCCCUGAAGAUCAAAGAGAUAACAUACAUCCACAGCGAAGGAAUAGCAGCAGGGGAGCUAAAGCACGGGCCCCUCGCGCUGGUUGAUGGGAACAAGAGAAUUAUUAUGAUUCUAACCGAUCCAUCAGACGGGAAGUCCCAGAACUCGUACGAACAAGUUAUUUCCAGAGGAGGUAAGCCCAUCACGAUAUGCACAGAGCGCACAGCCAAACAGCUUGGGAAUGCUCUGAAGAUCAUCGUGCCAGAGGUGUCAGAUUGCGUGCAGGGAAUUGUAAAUGUGGUUGUGCUGCAGAUACUGGCUUACUACACCGCAGCGAGCCUAGGAAUAAAUGUAGACCAGCCAAGAAACUUAGCUAAGUCUGUAACAGUUGAAUAA
Molecule: messenger RNA, 2067 nt
Organism: Nematocida minor
Lineage: Eukaryota; Fungi; Microsporidia
Product: glutamine---fructose-6-phosphate transaminase (isomerizing)
Exons: 1
Coding region: 1-2067 (688 amino acids)
Biological process (GO): protein N-linked glycosylation; fructose 6-phosphate metabolic process; UDP-N-acetylglucosamine metabolic process
Molecular function (GO): L-glutamine:D-fructose-6-phosphate transaminase (isomerizing) activity; carbohydrate derivative binding
Source: RefSeq, a predicted model, not a curated record